This is a messenger RNA of Paramisgurnus dabryanus, 3936 nucleotides long. RefSeq names its product elongation factor RNA polymerase II (gene ell). Gene Ontology annotation, cellular component: transcription elongation factor complex. The record is from RefSeq and is a predicted model, not a curated record. Gene Ontology annotation, biological process: positive regulation of transcription elongation by RNA polymerase II; transcription elongation by RNA polymerase II; snRNA transcription by RNA polymerase II. NCBI's taxonomy places the organism in Eukaryota, Metazoa, Chordata, Actinopteri, Cypriniformes, Cobitidae. Gene Ontology annotation, molecular function: cis-regulatory region sequence-specific DNA binding.
UCGAGCUGCUUGUUGCGUUUACGGCAGAGGCGCGUGAGCGUGGUGGGAAAUGCGAGCAAGAUGGCGGCGUUGAAGGAGGAGCAGUGCUACGGACUGUCCUGUGGAAGAGUGAGCAAUGGCAGCAAUAUAUCCGUCUAUCAUGUCAAACUGACUGACAGCGCGCUGCGAGCCUUCGAGGACUACCAGGGCACCAAGGGCCUGAAUGCUAAACCACUGAUAAGAUUCACAGGAAAUCAAGGGAAAAUCUCAAUACCGCAGUCAGAGAAUCCAAAUGAGCUACGAACGUUUACGUUCUACCUGUCCAACGUGGGGAAGGACAACCCCCAGGGCAGCUUCGACUGCAUUCAGCAGUACAUUACAAGUGAAGGGAGCAUACAGCUGGACUGCUUGGGAGGGAUCCAGGAUAAAAUCACGGUGUGCGCCACAGAUGACUCCUACCAGAAAGCCAGGCAAAGCAUGGCUCAGGCCGAGGAGGAAACCCGUAGCCGAGGAGCUAUCGUCAUCAAGCCUGGUGGGAGAUACGUGGGUAAGCGGGUGCAGAUCCGGAAGCCCUUAAUGGGCGUAUCCGACGUGGCUCCGUCGCGGCGGACCUCGAGACCCGUUAUUGUCUCCAGCAGUCAGAAAAAGAGCCCACCGCGGCCGCUGAGGGAACGGCUGGUGCACUUACUGGCCCUCAAACCCUACCGCAAACCCGAACUCCUGGUGCGGCUCACCAAGGACGGUCUCUCUCCUCAGGACAAGGAGACGUUAGACAGCCUCCUGCAACAGGUGGCUAACCUAAAUAGUAAAGACAGCACCUUCACAUUGAAGGAUUGUUUGUUUAAGGAAGUUCAGAAGGAUUGGCCUGGUUACACCGAAGUGGACCAGCAGAUUCUGAAGAGAAUUCUUGUACGAAAAUUGUUUAAGCCUCAGAGUGGUACUCCAGCGUCAGGGGAGAACCCGGUCAGCCCUCAAAAAGAGCCGGCCAGCAGUUCACCCUCUCAGAAACGACCUGCAGCGGAGUUUAUCGACCCUCUGGCCAAUAAGAAGCCUCGAAUAUCACAUCUAGCCAAUAAGUCUACAGGACCCCUCAACGGCAAACUGAGCUCCUCCAAUGGAAAGGACUCUUCUAGUUCUCAAGUGGCUGAAACAUCCUCAAGUUCUCAGUUCCCUUCACUAGAGAUCUCCCGACCCAUCGACCCGCUUUCCGACGUCAGCAACGACUCCAACGGCCGAGACUGCGAGAGUCAGGAAGCAGCGGUAGCGGAGAGGUUAAGUCAGCCGGCGUCGCUCGCACCUCGCUCGACGACGCAACCGGAUAGGCCAAGUUCAGUGUCGCCGGCACACGCCGGCAUCGAAGGGUCCCAAAGCCGGCCUGCUUUGCCGUCCCUGCACGGGAAGUCGAAGAAAAAAUCCAAAAAACACAAGGAUAAAGACAAGUCCAAGGAACGAGACAGAGAUUCAAAGAAAAAAGUUGAGGAGGAACGUAGCUCAGAUAAGAAGAAAACCUGCGAUGUAACAACAAAUGAUAGUAGCACAGGUCUGAAUGGAACGUGCGAUGGCUCCAGCAUUCCUGCGUCUUCGUCAGAGACGGCAGACUAUUUAUCAAAGUACACGGUGAUACGUUCGCAAGAGCAACGUCAGAGCUACAAGACCGACUUUAACUCAGAGUACAGCGAGUACAGGGGGCUUCACGCACGUAUAGAAAGCAUCACCCGACAGUUUACUAUACUCGACUCUGAGCUCAAACAACUCCAGCAAGGCACAGACAAGUACAAGACAAUCCACAAUCAGAUACUUGAAGAGUAUCGCAAAAUAAAAAAGACUAAUCCAAACUACGGCCAAGAGAAGAACCGCUGUGAAUAUCUACACAACAAACUGGCACACAUUAAAAAACUCAUAGCAGAAUAUGAUCAUCAGCAACUUCAAAACUGGCACUAAUAUCGAGAUGUUUUUUUCUCCUGAUCUUUCAUUCUCUUUCGAGGGAGAGAAAGAAACUGGAUUUGUUUUUCUUGGCUUGCUCUAAAAAAUGUAAAAUGCCACGAAACUUUUUCUGUAGUAAGCCAAGUGCUCUAGUGAGGACAAUGCAGACCCAUUUCAUUUUUUAUUUUUACGGGACUUACCUGUGUAGCCUAAUGCAUUAUGGGAUGCCAUGUGUGACCAUUGGUUGCCAGCUCCUUUCCCUGUUCAUUGUGAGAAAGCUUGUUCUUCGGAGAUCUUGCUCUUUUUGCUUCGAUGGCCGAACAGGGAUACCAACACCGAAGUGGAUUAGGUAAUUCCCAAUCCUAGUUUCCUGAUACUUUAAGAAGCAGAUUUAGAGAGAGGAAAAAUUUAAGUGGUUAUCGUUCUGAAAUGAAAGGAUCUAAUGAUAAACUAUAUUUUAUUUUCUUUUAUAUUUAUUUUUUCUUUUUGUCUUCCAUAGGGAAUGUAUGUUUAUUAAUUUCUCCCUCCCUCUGUAUGAAUGCUAAACAUCUCUUCCAAGCCCUUUGGUCUUUCUUUUCAGUCAGUAUUUUAUGCAAAAGCUGCCUUGGAUUUUUAAGAGAUCCCCUUUGCAGUCCAGUUUAUAUUUUUUAAGUGCUCCAGUGUAUGAAAUGGCACUAUUUGGCUUCUCUGGUCUUUUAUUUUGUGCAGCGCGCUAGACUAUGUGCAAUGGACAUCUCCUUGGAGGCUUCGGUCAGUAUUAACCUACAAUGGAGACCGCUUUGGUAGACCAGGGUUGAACUUGUCAUUCCAGAGGUAUGAGAGCACUACAGUGUUGCACCAGGUUACAAAGCUUUGUGUAGAUGGUUACCUGAUCUGACCAGAUCUUAACGUAGUACCACUUUAUGACAAACCUUUCAUAUCUGAGGAAUAUCGGGUGUGAUUGUGGCCAAAUCUUGCAGCCGUGUGCCUCUUCUGAGCAGUGGUUCAUCUCUCGUGUAUCUACAGUAUUGCGAUUUGUAAUGUAUAACAGGUCCAGAGUCUAUGGCCAAAAUUACGAUGGCAUUCUUCCCUUUAACGUCGACAGGCCUGAAAUACACAACCCUUUAGCAGGUUAGACUCGCUCGAACUUUGAGCGUUUGUGGGUCUCCAUUUCCGACAGUAUUUUCCUCCGCGACUGUUAUAUUUCAUUCACUUAAAGCGUCUCAUCAGAGAGCCCUAUCCUGUGUACCUGUGUGCAGAGGAUCUAUUACAAACCUAUGACGUAUUCCAAUAGGAUCUCCUCACGUUACUGCGGUAUCUGCCUCAUGAAAGCUCAUUUGUCAGGCCCUGUUAAAGCAUCAAUUGUACUUGUGAUAUCUGAACUUUUUUUUUUGUUGAAAUAUUAAAAUUCAGCACUUUGCUCAGCUUCUCGCUCUUACUGCUUACCUGGGUUUUGUUGCAGGGAGACACCUGCCUUGUCUGUUUGUGUAAGCAUGCUUUCUGACUGUUUAAAGAGGAAAGAGGAGAAAAGACCUGGGUUUUCAGUGGUUUUACACUGCUGGUUAAUAUUCAAAGCCAAAUAUUGAUCAUACCUGGCCAGAAUUAGUUUGGUGAUUUGAAUUUCAAUGUACUGGAGGGAAAUGAAGCGCAGAGGCAAACAGAUGUACAAAAUACUUUAUUCCUGAAAAUCAUUAAGUAUUUAUUUUUGAACACAAUGAUCAGUUUACUUGCAGGUUACUGUCUUUAAGUUGCGUAUCAAGCCGUUUAAAAAGGAUGCAACAAGUUAAUGAAGAAUGUGAAUGAGGAACCCGUUGAAACGGUUCUGUGAUGACAAGACGAAAUGUCAGGGAAAAUGUGCCAAAUGACCUGUUGUAUAGGUUUGCAUCAAAUGAAAUAUGUUGCUGUUUUAGCACAAAAAAGAAAAUUAAGGGAUCGAGGAGCUUUGGAAUAGAAAGUUGUGGAUGUCAACGCUAAAACCCAAAGCGCGCUUUUUGAAACAAUAAGGGAACGGGGAUGAGAUUUAUCUUGAUAUUUCAAUAAAAUUCUUGGAAACUG